AUGUCAAUUUCAUCAAUAAAUUUUCCAAAAUGGCUGGAAAAACAUAGUGAUAAAUUACGGCCCCCUAUUAAUAAUUUUAUAUUACAGCAUAAUGAUGAUUUUAUUAUUAUGGUUGUUGGAGGUCUAAUACUUGAACUGAUUAUCAUAUUAACCAGACAGAAAUUUUGUAUACAACUUAAAUCUAUUAUUCAAAAAUAUGCUGCUAAUGAAGAGCUAAGAAAAUGUAAAUCUUGUGAACUUAUUAAUCUUGCUAAGUAA
This is a messenger RNA of Funneliformis geosporum, 258 nucleotides long. Lineage: Eukaryota; Fungi; Glomeromycota; Glomeromycetes; Glomerales; Glomeraceae. The record is from the annotation of a GenBank genome assembly.